Molecule: messenger RNA, 469 nt
Organism: Mucor mucedo
Lineage: Eukaryota; Fungi; Mucoromycota; Mucoromycetes; Mucorales; Mucoraceae
Product: ACT domain-containing protein
Exons: 1
Coding region: 37-444 (135 amino acids)
Biological process (GO): regulation of intracellular signal transduction; cellular response to L-arginine
Cellular component (GO): cytosol
Source: RefSeq, a predicted model, not a curated record
UUUUUUUUGUGAUUUGGGAAUUAGUUUACUUUGCAAAUGGCGACCAUUCAAAUCAAGUUUCUGCCCGAGUGUUUUACUAUAUACCAAUAUGAACGUCAACAUGAAGUUUCAGCCGAGAUUCUGAAGGCACCAUGGUAUACUAUUUCCAAAACCAAAUCUGAGCUGUCAAUUAUUCUGCCCAGUGAGUAUAGCAUAAGCGAUCCAGCUAUAGCGACAGAGGAUGGUUGGCGUAUGUUUCAAGUCGAUGCGCAAAUGGAUUUUGCACUUGUGGGUAUUUUAGCUAGAAUUGUGUCUCCCCUGAAAGAUGAACAGAUUCCUGUAUUUGUCGUUAGCACGUAUGAUACAGAUUAUAUCAUGGUCAAGGAGGACAAAUUAACACAAGCUAUCAAGGUCCUGAAUGAACAACCGAAUAUCGUUGUGAAACCAGGAGAGUCUGUUCUUUGAACUCCCCACCUCAUACUUUCCUUCU